GCUGUUUAAACCACACAGGAAAUGGUUUUAGCCUACCAGGAAGAAGCUGAAGAUGUAGAAAAAGUAGCACAACAGUAAUGUGGGGGAAGGGUAUGUGUGCUACGCUUGGUUCUUGAAGAUUAACAGCUAUUUUUACACUAUAUAUUUGUUCCAUCUGCAAAGAUUAUACAGCUUGAGAAAUGCUGUAUGAAAGAUUUCUCCCUGAGCAGAGGUCGAAGUAUUAUUAAUGACAGUGUUUGUAUUACACUUAGAUACUUGGAGAAACCAGGACCAAAUAGCACAUACCAGCAUGAUGCAGGGGAAGAUUUUCGAGUGGGAAUCCUAGCUGCGAUUGGAUGGUCACGUCCUUACCAUCACACUGUGAGGGCUUAAAGCAUUUAACUGCAGGAUACGGAGGAAGGUUUUUGUGUGGGAAUUCCACUGUCACAACUUGAUGUAUGUCCCUAGCAUUCCUUUGCCACACUGUAAAACAAUAACAGGAACUGAAUCCAGUGACAGGCAAAAUUAAAAAGAAAAAUAAAUGGAGCAGUGUUUGCUCCGGUUAUCUUCCUUUUGUGGUGGAAUUCUGCCCUUGUGAAUUCUGAAUUCCUGCCUACUAUUCUGGCCAUCAGCUUACCAGUAUCAAAGACAGACAGAGGGAGAGCUUUUUGCAUGGUAGUUAUAUACUGAGUGGAUUUAUUGUUCUGUCUUUCCGUCUAGUGGAAGAUUUCCAGUACUGUAGUACCUGCAGAAAUGGUUUCACCUCUGAGUAAGUGCUGCUCUUCUAAUAAUAUAAAAUGUAACUGCAGCUGCUCUUUGACUUCUUCACUUUAACAGACGUGUGAAUAAUGGACAGGAUCAUAUUGAAGUUGAAACCUGCUGCUCUUUUGUUCAGAUAGAUCUGAGGAACUGGACCAACUGAGGCUACACACAGAACAUCACCACAUGGGUUCUUUAGAAAGCACAAAAUCCCACUUCGCAGAGGAGAAGGCAGUGAGCUGUAGGAGACAAGUCAGAUUCAAAUGAACAUUAAUUUCUGACAGCCCUUAUAUUACUCUGUAUGGAGUGAAGUUUACAGGAUAAACUGCAUGCUUUUUAACAUCAGAGUGAAUUUCCAACUCAUCUCAAUGAAACUAGACAUUUAUUCCAUUUGUCUGAUAAUCCGUGGCCUGGUGUGUGUUGUGGUGUUCAUUUUUGGAGCAGACAAAGUUCCUGACAUUUAUAGCAUUUAGCGAACAGGAAGUCAUAAAAUGGAUGCCACAAGGCAAAAUAUGAUCCCUUCUACCCUAGGUACUGCUGGAAUGGCUGUCCUGGGAGAUAUUACUCUGUCCAUGGUGAACUCCACUCUCACCCAGAUUUAUAAUGCAAUCCAAGACUUGAAUCAAAAAUUUGACAGUCUAACCCAGAGGGUCAGAGUUCUAGAAAACAGGCUGGAUGCAAUGCAGGAUGCUUCAAAGCAAUCUGAGGUAAUCUCAAUGAAGGCGUUGGCGGCAGUCUCGGUGGUCGUUAAGGAAAACAAUCUGCUGCGACAGCGCUUGGAAAGCCCUGAGAAUUUAACCCGGCCUAAACAUGUCAGCAUCCCAGAAGGGAACAAGGGAGACAGCACUUCAGUUGGUUUACCAGAAAGUUUUGAAGAUGUAGCCAUCACCUUUUCAACAGAAGAGUGGGGAUUACUGAAGGAGCAGGAGAAGAAGCUGUACCGAGAAGUGAUGGAAGACAACUAUGAAACCAUGGUUUCAGUGGCACGGUCCCAGGACCUUGUAGUAGUUAAAACUGAGAUGGCUGAAGGGUUCCCCAUUAAUGGAGUCAGUACGUCAGAGACUGGUCAACAAGCAUUCCCCAAGGAGUUCCUUCUUGACUUUUCAGAGACUGCAGAGUAUGAGAAGAAUCUCCAGGCUGAAUCGGAUGUCUCUCAAAGGAGCCACACAGCAGAUAUGCAGCUAAAAUGCAACGAAUGUGGGGAGAGAUUGCCUUUCUACACUGAUGGGUUUAAUGCAACUGAUGCACUUUUGCUGUGUCCUCACUGUGGUGGUUUCACAGGGCUUUCUCAUCGAGAACCAGAGAAGCAGAACUGCAUUACAAAGCAGGAGCUAAAAUGCAGUGCCUGUGGGACAGGACUAACAGAGUUGCCCCCCUUGUCUGAAUUCCAGUGGGGUGACACAGGGGAGAUCCAUUGUUUAUGUGUUGACUGCGGAACAACAGAUUCAUGGCAGGCUUCUGUCCAACCUCCACAGCAGCCCACUCCUCCAGUACAGUCAGAAAGCUCAGCAGAAGAGAAGCCAUUCAAGUGUACAGACUGUGGGAAGAGCUUUAUCCUACGCUCCAACUUAUCUGUUCACCAGUUGAUUCACGCCAGGCAAAAAUUAUUCACCUCUACAGAAGCUGGAGAUUCGAAGACUGAUAACCCCACAGUUACAGAACCGCUUAUGAUUUUUAAUUCAGAAAAGGAUUUAGAUGAUUCUAAAACUAACAGAAAUUUUGUAAUGCCUGAACUUUCAACUCGUCAGUGGAUUCGUACAGAAGAUAAACGAUAUCAGUGUUUAGAAUGUGGGAAACGUUUUCCAUACAAAACAGUUCUUGUCAGACACCUGUGCCAUCACAAAGUACAGAAAACAUUUGAGUGUACUGACUGCGGAAAGGUCUUCACAAGGAGACAAGCUUUUUUAACCCACCAGAAAAGUCACAAAGGAGAAGCUGUAGAUAAGUACAGAUGCAGUGAAUGUGACACAUCUUUUGUUCUAAAAUCAGAUCUUUGCAAGCACUUGCGAACUCACACAGAGGAAAGGCUUUUUAAAUGUUCCGAGUGUGGGGAGACCUUUGUCGAUAGCACAGCACUUCUACAGCAUCAACAGUCUCACACAGGGGAGGCACAGUUUGUGCACAGAGAGAGUGGCAGCAAUUUUGACCCAACAGGUUCACUUUGUCCCCAGCUUCAGCAGCAACCAACAGAGAAUACAUUUAUGUGCACAGAAUGUGGGAAGAGCUUUUUUAAUAAAGCUGCUUUUGCACUUCACCAACAGGCUCACUUCAGAGAAAGACCUUUCAUAUGUAUGGAAUGCGAUAAGACUUUUGUAACUAAAGAGGAUCUUUGUGAACAUGUACAGGCUCACAGAGCAGAGAAGAAGCCAUACAAGUGUUCCUUCUGCGGGAAGAGUUUCUUGUGGUUAUAUGGUCUUCAGGCACAUCAACGGACUCAUGUUCAGGAGAAGGCUUUUUAAUGUGCUAUGAGGCUGUGUGAGGAGUCUCACUUUCCUCCAUCAUCUAACAACCACACUUGUAUUAGGCAACCUUUAGAGUAUAAAUGAGACUGCAUUUAAAGAGGACAAGAUAUCUUCAGAAAUUUUGCUCAUAUUUAAACGUAUCAGUAUUUAACUAUGCCUGAAUAAUGCGUAUGCAUGUAGAUGUGAGUGUGUGUGUGUGUGUGUGUGUGUGUGUGUGUGUGUGUGUGUGUGUGUGUGUGUGUAACAGAUUUGCUUUAUCUUAUUUUAAUUCGAAGCAUUCAUUCGCAUUUCUACGUAUGGAACUUGUGAUGUGCUACUUUAUAUCAACAUUUCUGGAAACAUCUCAUAAUUAGCAUUUAAUUUGAGAUCUGGCAUAAUUAAAAAGUUAGAUCUAUUGUUAUACGUUCUCCAUAAAAUAAAAAUAGCCAUGAGGAUGAUAUUCUUGCAUUAUUUACUGCUUAUUCAGGUAUAGUUAAAUGUAAUUUUUUGAAGUCUGAGGGAUUUUUUUGUAACAAAAGCUUUGCCAGUUGCUGCCAUUCAAUACAAGUGUGCUGUCUUCUUUAACUGUACCACUGCAAUUAUCUAAAUGUGCCAUUUCUGUUUCUUGAGAUGGCAGAAGUUUUGUUUUUUCUUAGUAGAGAUACUGCCGUUAACCUCUGAGUACAGUAUGCCAUGGUAUACUUAGUAAAACUGCAAGGGCAAAUCUGUAUGUUGAUUUCAUGUUUAGAUCAGGACCACUGUUAAAUGUGUCUGAUGCAGUCUGGCACAGUCUCCUUAUCAAGAUGUGGUCUCAAUGAGGGUCAGAAGAGACCUUAUUCAUCAUUCUAGUUCUAGAUGUUUCAUUUAGGUGUUUUCAUGAAAAGAUUGAGGCCAGGAUUUGAACGUAAGCUGGUUUAUCAGUACAAAAAUGUUUCAUAAUUUAAAGUCACAGUAUAACAGCCAUGUUUUUUUUCCUUCAGUACUUUAUGAAAAAACUAAGAUGUCUCUGCUGUUUGGUGCUAUUUAUUUUACCUCAGAUCAGCCUAGUCAUGAUGAGUUUCUCAUCCUUUUUACUUAGACUUUGUGUGGGCUUGAUCACUGAAGCUGUGUUGGCCCCAGGACUUAAACAGGGAACAUUUAUGAGGCAGAUGGUGUAUCAAGCACAUGUAUAAAAUGUGAGCCGCUGGAACUGGCAGAUUAUAACUUUAAAUGAUGUGGAAGGUAAAGGAAUAAGAACAGAGAGAACUCCAUUCAUGACAGUUUGUUAAUAAUUUAACCAACAUUCCCCAUUUGGUGGUGUCUUUCAUACCUUUUGUAGCUAGAAUCUGCAAGCUGAAGCCUUUCUGUAAGUAUUUUGUCCUGUCUCGUUAGCUAAGUAUUCAUUUUCUUGCCUUUUUUUCUUUUUUCCAAGGAAAGGCCAAUAUGAUAAGUUCCAUGCCAUAUUUCUUGUGAAUAGUUACUAUAGAAAACCCAUCCUUGACUACACUGCUGGAUUGUAUUACUAGAAGCUUGUAUUAUAAUGCCAUUAUUCCAUAUCCACGUUCUUGGAGAAGACACGUGUGUAGCACAAGUCAUCAGAAGAGAUUUUGUAAAUGUGAAUUUUGCACAUUUAACCUAAUAAGCCAUUAAUUGCAAUCAUAAAUAUUGUUUUUUGAAUAUCUUAUACAGAACACACACGCACGACCUGAGGAGAAUACUCAGAGCAUCAGAGUUUUUUUUAAGCAGUUAUGUAGCACAGAUGUUUGUUCAGUAGUGGAUACCUUUAUGUACAUGCAGUGGCAGUUAACCAUAAUUUGGCAGUGUCAGAGCAACAGAAAUGUCAUAUAUAUCUGUCUCAGUUCUGUAUUAUGAGAAGGCCCCUAACCCCCAUGGUAAUUUACCCCUGCCCAGCAGUGUUCAGCCACAUUCAUCAAGCAGCAACCUAUUCAGUAAAGUUAGCAACAUUGUCAGUCUGAGGCAGAGAAAGAGUUUGUCUACUUGGUCUCUUCCGGGAUACUGUCAGUUGCAUGACUAUUUUAUAAAUCACCAUAUUCUCUUGACAAGCAGGUACAUUCCCCUUAUAUUCCUCUGUGAAUAAUAGUACAGAGUAUCCCUUAAGCGUCUCCACUUCAGUCCUAACACCUUGCGUGAUUUUUUUCCAAUUUUCUUCACAGUGGUGUCACCCAAAUUAUUUUCUUUGAUACACAUAUGCAGAAUCUGAUUCUUUUGUCUGAUCUUUUUUUCUUACAUGGUGUUAGUUUCUUCUCUGUCCUGAUAGUCUUGCUAUUUAUGUGUCUGGAUCCCUACAUUCCUUUCCCUGUGGAUUUUUAUAUCUAACAGACUACUCAAUCAGACUUCAUCAUGGAUUCCUUGUAUUUCGUACAUUAUGAUGCCAUUGUAGCACACAUUUUCAUCCCUUUUUCAUUUUUCAUGGUUACUUUCAUUAGACAAGUAAAAUAAAUUGUUUGAGGAUGCUAUACGGCUCAUAUCUCUGCCACACCCACAUUGUGCUCCACCAGGCAGAACAGAUACAACUUUAUUUUCUGUUUUAUUUUCCCAUUCUUUUUGCUUACCUCCUUUUAGACUGCUGAUAUUUAUCUCAAACUUAAAGUGGUUUUCUGAGGUUCGAAGGUAACAUUAUUAAACUCUGUAUUUCUUAGAUGACAGUUUAUCCAUAACCCCUCAGGCCGUAGAUUUGUUAAAAAUUUUGGGCCUGCCUUUUCUGGGCCCAUACUUGGGCAGUACGGUGUUCACCACAACAGGAGCCAUUGUGGAUUUCUGAAAGUAGCUUCAUUACACAUUACUUUUCCCUGAGCUGUACGUUAACUUUGAAGCAGUCCAGCUGUUUCGUACUGCAACACUUAGCAAAAUUGACACACUGAAUGUCAGUACAGAGUGCUGUGGCAAAAAGGUCAGAAAUCUUUUUUUUUUUUUUUUCUCUUGACUGAGCUACAGUGUUCCUUAUUUCAACCUGUAACCAUUUUUAGUUUGUUUAAGCAAGCAGUAAUGCCUGGCAGGGUGGAUGUUAUUAAGGAAAUAAUAAACCACCCAGGGGUGUUGUGAGGCCCGACACUGCAAGUGUCCUACAGUAGAAAACCACUUGUUUAUUUAAGCAACUUCCCACACCUUAUACCAUGCACACUGCAGUAGUAAACAAAAAAGCAAUACAGCCAUUCAUUUCUGUGCCAUUGUUUUUCCACUGCAGAAAUUAAUGCUAGUAAUGCAUUACCAGUCAAUCAACAUCUCCUGACCGGCCAAUGAAUCAGCAUCUCCUGACCGUGUCCCCUUCUUGACACCCUAGCUAUGUUCUGCCUCCUCCUAUUUAAGAGUUGCUGUAGCAUAUGUCAUUGUUUUCGGAGGAAAUAUUUUAUGUCAAAAAUAUAAGUUAUGUAAAUAUUUAAUAUCUACACACACACACACACAGACACAUGCAAUGUGCCCAGCAGUUAGUCAUUCUCUUGAUAGAGGGCAUCUAAGAUGUCUCACAAUGAUGAAAUGAAUAGAAGAUUCAUACAACAUAACCCCCCCCCCAAUGCCGGACUUGUUUUUUCACCAGGCAAUAUCUGUACAUUGAUACCUCGUUGGAGAACAUUUGUCCUCUGGUAGAGUAUCAUUGCACAUUUCACCCAUUAUGUAAUCUUUUGUAACAGCCUUUCCACUCCUUAUUGCUUUAGAUCAUGUGCAUUGUGGAGUGUUAGACCAUGCUGGGGGUCAUGUGACCUGAUUUAUCCAGAUGGUGGCUUAGAAAGUAUUACUGACAUGAAAAGUUAACACUACGUGACUCCAAUGGAUUCUGUAAAAAAUACCAUAUUAGCAGCAAGAUUCCUCCCUUUACACACAGGAAAAAAAAUUGUGACUGCCUUUCUCACUUACUUUGCAUACUGAAGAGGUGAGUGAGCAUUCUUUGUUUGUGUUUUCAAAAUGCUACUCUGUGUCUACUACACUCAAUUCUAGCAAAAAGAACAAGAAACAAUCUCAUUCUGUUACACCCAUGUACAAAAAUAUAUGCAGCUGCUCAUGUAUUCUCGAGUGUCUCAGAAUUCAAAAGUAAAAAAUGAUGUAAUUACAUAAUAGGUGUCUACGGUGAGAGUUAUGAAUUAAUAAACUUCAUUCCAUCCUGUGUGUUCUCCUUAGGAUCAAACUGACAAGUCAAACUUAAACCCCUGUGUAACUCUCUCACACUUGGAGGAUAUAAUAAAUGUAGCCCACUAUUCAUAGUUGCCUUGUGAAGUAUGAAAGAUGAAGAGACUGCAAGGAACCACCAUGAAAAUUAAAUGCAAAGAUUUAAUAUAAAACGAGCGCUUUCACGCACACUCAGGUGCGCUUCAUCAGGUUACAAUUAGACAAGAAAAGCCGCUUUCUUUUAUACAGUGACAGAACUUUCAAUUAAACAAUCAAAAGCAGUAAUUAGACAAUUUAAAGAUACAAUGUGUCCAAAACUUUUUAAAGGCACAGUUCUUCCUGAUAACUGACGAUAUUAAAAUCCAAACCUUUAAAAAUACCCUACAUAAAAGCUACAUGGUUCAUCAUUUAUUAGCAUGAGUUAAUGAAAUAUAAAUCAUUAAAAACUUCUGUGUACAUUAUUCAUGGAUUUAAAUGGCAAAAUCAGUCAGUAUCUUACAUUAUAAAUCAUAAGCGAUACUUAUUAGGAGCUUGGUUUACAUCCCAAUAUAUCAAUCCAAAAACAGAAGACCAUGUUUAGCUAAUAGCACCCGUAAUUUACAAACAAAUACUGUUUGUUUAUUUAUUUACCUAAUUAAAAAACAUAGCAUAAAAUACAUUAAAAAAUAAAUCACAUGAUUUCAUCAGAUAAACCUAUCCAUCAUAAAAAUAAUAAAAUCUCCCAGAACCAAAAGAUAUGCCCAGUUGAUUUUAAGCAUAUAUGAAUGUUGCAACUACCGGCUAGCACCAAAUAUUAGCUCGUUAGUCAUGUAAAAAUGUAUAUGUAGACAGAUGAAACAUCAGUCAAAUUUGCGAUCAGGUAUGUUAGCAGUAAUACCUACAGUCUACGACUGAAACCAAUACAUAUUUAAUAGAUAUUCGCAAUUCAUAUAACAAACUAAUCAUGCCCACAUAGUAAUACUGAACAUAUCAUAAAAGUCGUUUACUCUACUUAGUGCGCCAUAUUGUCUCAUACUAAAAUUAUCAAUUAAGGCAAUACGUGACGCAAAUGAACAAAAGCUCAAAAAGCCAUUCAACAAUGGGUGAUUAUGUAUUAAUAAUAUAAAAUCUAGUUCAUAGAAAAAGCCAAAAAGCCAAACAAGGUGGCUAACCUAGAAUGUGGGGGUUACAUAAUCAAGAUGUUAAUAUUGACAAGGACAUGGGGUCACAGCCAAAUAAAUAAAUAAAUGAAAGGCAGGUAAUGUUAACUAUAUUAAGAAGAUCCUG
Protopterus annectens (West African lungfish) is the source of this 8546-nucleotide messenger RNA. Its product is annotated as gastrula zinc finger protein XlCGF57.1-like. Lineage: Eukaryota; Metazoa; Chordata; Ceratodontiformes; Protopteridae. The coding region runs from base 1230 to 3197 and encodes 655 amino acids. Gene Ontology annotation, biological process: regulation of DNA-templated transcription. Gene Ontology annotation, molecular function: DNA-binding transcription factor activity, RNA polymerase II-specific; RNA polymerase II cis-regulatory region sequence-specific DNA binding. The record is from RefSeq and is a predicted model, not a curated record. The transcript is spliced from 5 exons.